AUGUCUACAUUCGUUCCAUUCCAAUCGGCUCAAGUCUACGAAGAACGACUCAACGGCAGCUCGACCACCGAGGGACAAGGAUGGAUACGGAUGGACCACGAGGACAACUCGGAAGAAGAUAAAGCUCCAUUCGGGAGUCAGCCGAUAACUCUUUUGUGUUUAAUAAAUUAG
Caenorhabditis briggsae is the source of this 171-nucleotide messenger RNA. The transcript has a single exon. The record is from RefSeq and is a predicted model, not a curated record. Bases 1 to 171 code for a protein of 56 amino acids. NCBI's taxonomy places the organism in Eukaryota, Metazoa, Nematoda, Chromadorea, Rhabditida, Rhabditidae.